This is a messenger RNA of Penicillium cataractarum, 1662 nucleotides long. RefSeq names its product serine/threonine protein kinase SAT4. The record is from RefSeq and is a predicted model, not a curated record. Gene Ontology annotation, molecular function: protein serine/threonine kinase activity; ATP binding. The transcript has a single exon. Gene Ontology annotation, biological process: intracellular signal transduction; protein phosphorylation; intracellular monoatomic cation homeostasis. The coding region runs from base 1 to 1662 and encodes 553 amino acids. Lineage: Eukaryota; Fungi; Ascomycota; Eurotiomycetes; Eurotiales; Aspergillaceae.
AUGACUCCGCUUUCUCCCUCACCUGUCCCGUCCGCAGUCUCCUCAGCCGCAACUUCUCAAUAUUCACAUGACCCCCGGGAUGGAGACCCUUCGGUAACACGAGCCCUGGCGGGCAUGAACCUGUCCGCGUCGAACGGGGACAUGCUCCCUCCGCCGUCCUCACCGGCCACGAAACCUACUACCAAAGGCAACAUGGCCUCUCGCAUUUCUCGCAUGUUCUCGAGCUCGGGGAAACAAACCCCGACUCGAGACCACGACGUUACCCACCGCGAGCUCUCCGAUAGCAGUAUGGAGAGCGUUCAGCCACUUAACGGCAUCCAAAAGCCAAACUCAAAGGCUUCGUCUCGCGCAAACUCAAGACCCCCCUCUCGCGCCCCUUCCCGACAACCCUCGCUCAAAAGUGAGCCCGUCGACAAUACGAAGAAGAAGCCGGCCAACUCCAAAGACCAGAAGGAUGGUGCCCCGCCCCACAAGCGCUUCGAGGUCCUUCCCGAGGGCACCGGCACUCACAACCAUCACCUUCGAAGCGCCCGACGACAGGAGAAACUCACCGACCUCCUCCGAGACAUGCUAGGCGGUGGAAGGAAAAAGGGUGACGACCAGGCUGAUGAGCAGCAGUUGUCCCUAAUGUCGACCUGGAUCGACCAAUUCAAAAACGAGCGCGAUAAGCUGGCCGCCGAUAAGAAGGGUGGACCCAACGCGACCGCGUCCCUGGUGGACAAAUAUGGCAAAUGCCAGGAAAUUGUUGGCCGUGGUGCCUUCGGUAUCGUCCGUAUCUCCCACAAGGUGGAUCCCACAGACUCCAAGUGUGAGCAACUCUAUGCCGUCAAGGAGUUCCGCCGCCGACCCCAGGAGACGGCCAAGAGGUAUCAAAAACGAUUGACCUCUGAGUUCUGUAUCUCCUCCUCCCUUCGCCACCCUAACGUCAUUCACACCCUCGAUCUGCUGCAAGAUGCCAAGGGCGAUUACUGCGAGGUCAUGGAAUAUUGUGCUGGUGGUGACCUCUACACCCUUGUCCUGGCAGCCGGCAAACUCGAAGUCGCCGAGGCAGACUGCUUCUUCAAACAAUUGAUGCGUGGCGUCGAGUACAUGCACGAAAUGGGUGUCGCCCACCGCGACUUGAAACCCGAAAAUCUGCUGCUUACCACCCACGGUGCCCUGAAGAUUACCGAUUUCGGCAACGGCGAGUGCUUCCGGAUGGCUUGGGAAAAGGAAGCACACAUGACCGCCGGUCUCUGCGGAUCUGCACCAUACAUCGCCCCAGAGGAAUACAUCGAGAAGGAAUUUGACCCCCGCGCCGUGGAUCUGUGGGCCACCGGCGUGAUCUAUAUGGCAAUGCGAACAGGUCGCCAUCUCUGGCGUGUGGCGCGCAAGGACGAAGAUGAGUUCUACCAGCGGUAUUUGGAGGGCCGGAAACACGAAGAUGGAUAUGCGCCAAUUGAGACGCUGCAUCGGGUAAGCACUACUACUGCCGCUGCAGGUCAUUCAUGCAAUGCAGGACAUCAGACUGACUCCACAUGUACUUUCCAGGCCCGUUGCCGCAACGUGAUCUACUCUAUUCUGGAUCCGAACCCAUCUCGCCGAAUCAAUGCUUCUCAAGUCCUCAAGUCUGAAUGGGUCCGACAGAUUAAGUUGUGCAAGGCCGGCGAGGAAGGAUUUUGA